This is a messenger RNA of Guillardia theta CCMP2712, 1341 nucleotides long. RefSeq lists its product as hypothetical. The coding region runs from base 1 to 1341 and encodes 446 amino acids. The record is from RefSeq and is a predicted model, not a curated record. Lineage: Eukaryota; Cryptophyceae; Pyrenomonadales; Geminigeraceae. Gene Ontology annotation, biological process: protein phosphorylation; regulation of DNA-templated transcription. The transcript has 9 exons. Gene Ontology annotation, molecular function: protein kinase activity; ATP binding.
AUGUCUGUCACUGCCUCCAUGCAGCAGGGCAACAGGAUGAGCAUCGCAGGCACUGCCAACUACAUCGCGCCAGAGAUGCUGAGGACAAGAGGAGACGGAGGCUACUCGUUCAACAUCGACGUCUGGUCGCUCGGCAUGACUGUCGUCGAGAUGCUCACAGCUGCCGCCCCCUUCGAAGAUUUCACGAACCAGUUUGCCAUCAUGUUUCAGAUUGCUCAGCUCGAGGCACCCCCCGAGAUCCCCAAGUUUGUAGGUGAGGAUACCCGGUCCUUCCUCCUCGCGUGCCUGCAGCCAGACCCUGCCCGUCGCCCUAACGCGCAAGAGCUCUUGGGUCAUGCCUUCAUAAACCGAUCGGCUGCGAGUGAGCGACGAAACCAACAGCAGCAGCAGCAGACCGUGCCGCAACUCCAACGCUCCAAGGUGGAAGAACAAAGGACCAACAUCGCCUCCGGUUUCGUUCGCUCGAUCCGGAGGAUCACGAGGGAGGAGAGUGAAAGCUACACCCGCAGCAAGCAGGUUCAGCCGCAGAUUUACGUCAUGUCAGACAAGGACGGCGGCGAUGACAUCAGCUCCUUUCUCAAGCAGAAGAUGCAUGGGGAGAGGGAGUCAGCUCAGAUCCUCCAGAAGGAGGUAGAGGAGUGGCAGAAGCAGAACCAGCGUAGGGAUCAGCCGCUGCACGAGCAGUAUGAGGAGAAGAAGAGCUUUCUAGGAAAGCUGCUGAGGUGGGACGUCAACAAGGAGAAGCGGAAGAAGAAAUAUUCAGAGAAGGAUUUGGAAAGCAAGGCCGACAGAUUGGCUCAAGAGCUCGCGAACUUGCGCGCAAGGUCCGGGCUCGAGAUCUCCCUUGCCGCUCACGACGGCGCCGCCAAGAAGCAGCGAUCAGGAAAGGUGCAGGUCUCUCCGUCGACCCAUGCCCCUCCCACAUGGAAGGAGGUCAGGUCGUUGGACAAGGCAACCAUCGUCUGGAAAGCGAUCGCUCGCUUCCACGUCGGCAACGACUACCAUGGGACCAACCAGGUCAAGGGCAGCCUCCUGCACUCCUGGACUGUCUACGUCAGGCAACCCGACGCGCAGGCCAUAACCCUCAAGAGCGUUCGCUUCAUGUUCUGGCCGUUGCCGGAGUCUGAGGCUACGGUAGUGGUCAAGUCAGAUCCCUUCGAAGUGUCAAAGUCAAGCUCGCAUGCCUUCGACGUGGAAAUCUCCAUCGACGUCUCUGAUCAGGUCUUCAUGGUCAAGCACUUUCUCUGCCUGACUAUCAGUGGGGGGUGGAGUGACGAUUCCUGCAGCACCGCUGACAAUGCUUUUCCCGUCUCGUUUCACAUUCUUUGCAUACCACCAUAG